UCUGGGGCUAUCUCUGGCUAUGACGGCUCAGGGGCAUUCCGAGAGUUAAGAGCGCCACUUCUCACGAACGGAUAGCCGCAACUUCUGUAUAGAACUCUUUCAAGUCGGCGUCGUAUAUUUCCCUACCAAAAAAAGAUUAGAUUUCACAGCCUUGACUCAGGGACCAGUGAUUCACAUCCCGUCUGGUGUCUCGAAAUCCAGCAACUUUUGGAAGCAGUCUUUGAGUUCUUGUAAACUCCCGGCAUGACUUUUGCCAUGCCGGUUCGUGCUUCGUUCAAGCACAAAUUCAAGGUAUAAAGGCCUGAACCCGGCACACAACCUGGGCAUUCAAAAAACUCGCCAUGUUCUCUCAAGCUCUCACUGCUCGCGCUGAUAGCAUCGCUCGUCAUCUCGAGACGAUCUUUCUUUUCACACAAAAUGAUAUCAGAACCACUCUGAUACCUGUCACCAUAUUUGCAUUAUCUGCGGCUCCAAGAUAUGAUCCCAUCCACGCUUGGAAUGCUCCUUUGUGGAUAUGGUUCCACUUAUUGCAGUUCGAUAUUGCCAACCAGAUCCAGGAUCCGGAGGAGGACCGCAAGAACAAACCCUCCCGUCCGAUACCUGCUGGUCGCAUUUCUGUCGACAGCGCAGCUGAUAUACGCUGGGUGAUGGUCCCAGUCUGCUUGAUGCUGUCGUUGUGGUAUGGCACUCAGGCUCUGCUGGCCAGCACCGUUUUUGCGGUGUUCACGAUCUGGUACAACGAACUUCACGGUGAUAAAAUGGGAUUACCGAAGAAUGUACUCACAGCCAUCCUCGGUGGGUGUCUGGAGGUUGGAGGAACCGUUGCUGCUGGUUCUUGCAACUCACGCAUGGACAAAGUCGGUGCUUUGGCGGUUGCACUUAGCUCGACAGUCUUUGCGACUACGCUUCAUGCGCAAGACUUCAAGGAUGAAGAGGGCGAUCGCCUCACUGGCAGGUGCACCCUGCCCACAAUCUUCCCUAAAGCCGCACGCUUUUCAAUGAUGCUCGGCAUUCCCCUCUGGUCAUUUGUCUUGAGCCAUAUCUGGAAGCUAGAUGCGCUCUCUACCACUGCAUUUGUAGCUUACGGUGCAUAUGUGGGGACCCGAUUUGUGAUGUACGACACAGUGGGCGCCGACAAGCAGUCCUGCAAAUUUUAUAGCUUGUGGUACGCGCUCAGCCAUCUACUUCCAGGUUACUGGCGUUUCUUCUAUGGUGUUUGAGUAUCCGGAGCUGAAAGUCGUAUUUAUCCUGUUCUAAUGAUAUACUAUCUAAUAGCUUAUUCUUCUUGUUGUACCACACGAAACAAAUUCAAACUAGUCAAUAAUUGACCUUGGUUACCUGAUA
Messenger RNA from Suillus subaureus, 1344 nucleotides. Its product is annotated as UbiA prenyltransferase family. The transcript is spliced from 4 exons. Bases 342 to 1220 code for a protein of 292 amino acids. Gene Ontology annotation, cellular component: membrane. The record is from RefSeq and is a predicted model, not a curated record. Gene Ontology annotation, molecular function: transferase activity, transferring alkyl or aryl (other than methyl) groups. NCBI's taxonomy places the organism in Eukaryota, Fungi, Basidiomycota, Agaricomycetes, Boletales, Suillaceae.